AUGGGCCGGCCCCGGAAGCGGCCCCAUGCCGAGGUUGCGGGGCCUUCCGACCCGGUGGUGGCUGAUGCCGAGGUCCCGAUGGAUGUGGAUUUUCCCUUCCUUGAUCCUACUGCCCAGGGACUGGAGUUUCUUGAUAUAUUAGGCGCUGAGAACGCCUUUUCCGAACCAAUCCACGUCCAGUCGCAGAAGCUGCCGCCACAGUCCAAGGGGGUCUUUGCUGGUUCCUGGCAUUAUGACUUGCAGGAGAUCGACUUUGACACUACCAACUCCCCGCCUGAGGCCAGCCAGUCAUCCGCGCCGUCGACCGCCGUGAGCCCCGACGCGAUCCUCCAAGACUCGUACUCCCCGGCAGGAAAGACUCACAGCCUCUCUUCACGGUCUUCCGUCGCCGCAGAGAAUGCGACCGCCGAUCCGCCGCCACUCGGCAUUGUCAACGCGCAGAAUGCGCUCUGCGGUUGCCUUGCGAGCAUCUACCUUGCCCUGGACUCGCUGCAGCAACUGCCCAAAGAGGUCGGCCCAGCCAUGGGCCUGGCACGAAAUGCUGCCAAGACGGCGCACAACACCAUAUUUUGCCCCGUCUGCUCCCCAGAGAUCACUGACCCCAACCUUCGUCCGCCGGUGCAGAGCUACCAGAAUCUCAUGAUGCUCUGUGCCCUCCUCCCCACCAUCGCCAACACGUACAAUGCCAUCCUCGCCAUGAUUGACGCAGAGGUGGCCAAGGCCGAUGCCGAGAAUCGGUAUCUGACCUUCAACCUAGACGAGUAUGGUGGUCUGUGGGGACGCAUGGCCGGCCUGGACUCUGUCUGCGGUGCUGCUGCCCAUUUCAACAACGCCGUUCUCGAACCCUCCAUGUGGCGGCGGACGGUCAGAGCGCUGCUCAAGAUCGACGUGUACGGAGUCAAUACGCACAAGGACGACUUGACAUCGAGAUACUGCCAGCCGUGCACCCAGAUUGGGUUGAGGGAUAUCUUGGAGCUGUUGGAGGCCAGGUCAAAGACGCGUCAUGAAUUCAUGGAUAACGCCGUACGAACCGGUCAGAUUAAGCUCAACGAUGGCCACUGCUACAAGAUUCUUCCUCCAGGCAGCAAGCACCCUUGCCAACAGAUUAUUGACAUUGCGAGGCAGGCCAUAGACCAGUUGGUUGUGGCCUAG
Thyridium curvatum is the source of this 1152-nucleotide messenger RNA. RefSeq lists its product as uncharacterized. NCBI's taxonomy places the organism in Eukaryota, Fungi, Ascomycota, Sordariomycetes, Thyridiales, Thyridiaceae. Bases 1 to 1152 code for a protein of 383 amino acids. The record is from RefSeq and is a predicted model, not a curated record. The transcript has a single exon.